CACGACAUCUACGUCAUGACAUCUCCGUGGACAGGCCGCUAGGCGCUAUCCUUACUGUCCAUCUACUUGUUCGCCUUCCUCCGCUCUGGCGGGAUUCAGAUCGUCACCAUCCGUGCGCUAGAUCAUACGGCCCUGCAUAUCGCCAGCAGGCUGUUGCCCCAGCAGAUCACGUGCUCUCAAGCCCGACAAAAGUAGCAGCAGCAGCGGCAGCCGCGACAGGGGAGGAGUAGGGGAGGAUGAUGAAGAAGAAACAGAAGAGGUGCGUGGUGGGCGCAUGCAGACGGAUGCUACACAUCGUCACUCGAGGUGCUGUUUGUGUUGACGUUUCUGCAGGAGAAACAGGCGGCCAUGAUGGAGAUGAUGGACCAGUCAGUCCAGAAGGCCAUCAUAGAGGCGCGCACAAGGCGCACUGCCGGCGUUGUGGAGGACCGCGCCACACAGGUUCGUCGGGGCAGAAAGAGGCGCAAGGGCGAGGAGAUGCGUGUGGCACUCACACUCGAGCGCAUUGGACGGCACCAGUAGGACAGCACGAGGAUAAUGGACAAGCAGGG
Molecule: messenger RNA, 551 nt
Organism: Vitrella brassicaformis
Lineage: Eukaryota; Vitrellaceae
Source: the annotation of a GenBank genome assembly